Messenger RNA from Corylus avellana, 114 nucleotides. NCBI's taxonomy places the organism in Eukaryota, Viridiplantae, Streptophyta, Magnoliopsida, Fagales, Betulaceae. The record is from the annotation of a RefSeq genome assembly.
AUGACAACUCUAAAUACCUUACCCUCUAUUUUGGUACCUUUAGUGGGCCUAUUCUUUCCGGCAAUUGCGAUGGUUUCUUUAUUUCUUCAUGUUCAAAAAAAUAAGAUUUUUUAG